AUGAAUUAAGCAACUCCUAAAUCUUCAGGAAUCAAUUAUGCAAGUAAUUUUUUCUAAUAUUAAGAAUUAAGAAAAUAAAAUCGAAGGAAUCUACUAUUUCCAAAACAUUUAAUAAGAAUUUGUAGUUUGAUAAUCAAUAAAAUAAUUAAUAUAGAUUUGAAAAAUAUUAGUGCAUUUCACAGAAUAAUAUUAAGGAAGACUAUUAAUCCUAAUAGAAAAUUUCACUUUUCAAAUAAUAUUUCUAUAAAUCCUAACAUUUAUUGCCAUAUAUAGAAUUUGUAACUAAAUAAAUAUAAUAUCAUUCUAAACCUAUUUAAGUAUUCUUUCUUUUACUUUUUCAUAAUACUAAUAUUUUUAAGUAUUGCUAAAGAAGAUGGGAAGAGGACAGAUAAAUAAUACUGA
Molecule: messenger RNA, 402 nt
Organism: Paramecium primaurelia
Lineage: Eukaryota; Ciliophora; Oligohymenophorea; Peniculida; Parameciidae
Source: the annotation of a GenBank genome assembly